AUAUCCUUCUCUUUUUGUUAUAAAUGAGUAAAUAACCUCAUGAAGAAAAGAAUGAAUGUAAUUUUGAUUUUAAUCAAAAAGACCAAAUUACAUAACAAAUUCUCCUAUGGAAUCAAAGGCGUCGAUGCUUAAGACUUUGAAGCACAGUGAUUUCAAAGAGUGAUAUGUCUUCCUUGAACUGAUCUACGGAAAUCCCACAAAAGCCUCAGUUGUCAAAAGAAGAAGGAAAGAGAUGGGGAUACGAAGAUUACGUCUGCUUCAAGGGUUUGUGUUGUUGUCUGUGAUAGGGAAUUGUUGUGCGAGAUUUGUGGUGGAAAAGAACAGCUUGACGGUGACAUCACCGGAGAAGAUUAAGGGAACCCAUGAUAGUGCAAUUGGGAACUUUGGGAUACCUCAAUAUGGGGGAAGCAUGGCCGGUGCUGUGGUUUACCCUAAGGAGAACCAAAAGGCUUGUAAGAGUUUUGAUGAGUUUGGGAUUUCCUUUCAAUCCAAGCCUGGUUCUCUUCCUACUUUUGUUUUGGUUGAUCGUGGAGAUUGCUUCUUUGCUUUAAAGGUUUGGAAUGCACAGAAGGCUGGUGCUUCUGCAGUGCUUGUUGCAGAUAAUAUUGAAGAAGCAUUAAUAACCAUGGACACACCUGAAGAGGAUGGUUCAUCUGCCAAAUACAUUGAAAAUAUAACGAUUCCAUCUGCCCUGAUUGAGAAAACUUUUGGUGAAACUCUAAAGAAAGCAAUCAGUGGUGGGGAUAUGGUCAAUGUUAAUCUUGAUUGGCGAGAGGCUGUUCCACACCCUGAUGACCGUGUGGAGUAUGAGUUAUGGACCAACAGUAAUGAUGAAUGUGGAGUUAAAUGUGAUAUGCUGAUGGAAUUUGUGAAGGAUUUCAAGGGUGCUGCACAGAUACUUGAAAAAGGUGGCUAUACUCAAUUUACACCCCAUUAUAUAACUUGGUACUGCCCUGAGGCUUUCACCCUAAGCAGACAGUGCAAAUCUCAAUGCAUCAACCAUGGAAGAUAUUGUGCACCUGAUCCUGAACAAGAUUUUAGCUCAGGUUAUGAUGGGAAAGAUGUAGUUAUUGAAAACUUAAGGCAGCUAUGUGUUUUCAGAGUGGCAAAUGAGACCAGUAAGCCUUGGCUGUGGUGGGACUAUGUGACGGAUUUUCAAAUAAGAUGCCCCAUGAAGGAUAAAAAGUAUAACAAGGAAUGUGCAGAUGAUGUUAUCAAAUCUCUUGGGCUUGAUGGUAAAAAGAUUGAAAAGUGUAUGGGAGACCGCAAUGCUGAUGCAGAUAAUCCUGUUCUGAAAGAAGAACAAGAUGCCCAAGUGGGGAAAGGAUCUAGGGGUGAUGUUACUAUAUUGCCUACACUUGUUGUCAACAAUCGGCAAUAUCGAGGAAAGCUAGCCAAAGGUGCUGUUUUGAAGGCCAUCUGUUCUGGUUUUGAGGAGACUACUGAACCGGCUGUUUGUUUGAGCGGUGAUGUGGAAACUAAUGAAUGCUUGGAUAACAAUGGUGGCUGUUGGCAAGAUAAAAUAGCUAAUCUCACAGCCUGCAAGGAUACAUUUCGAGGGAGAGUUUGUGAAUGUCCCUUGGUUGAUGGUGUGCAAUUCAAAGGAGACGGCUACAGUCACUGCGAAGCUAGUGGGCCUGGAAGGUGCAAGAUUAAUAAUGGAGGUUGUUGGCAUGACUCACGAGAUGGACAUGCAUACUCUGCUUGUUUGGGUUUUGGAGAUGUUAAAUGCCAGUGUCCUCCAGGGUUUAAAGGUGAUGGCGUCAAAAGUUGUGAAGAUAUUGAUGAAUGCAAAGAGAAGAAAGCUUGCCAGUGCCCUGAAUGUAGCUGCAAAAAUACCUGGGGAAGCUAUGAAUGCUCUUGCAGUGGAGAUCUUUUGUAUAUCAGGGACCAUGAUACCUGCAUAAGUAAGAGGGGUACUGAAGUAAGAUCAGCAUGGGCUGCUGUUUGGGUCAUUUUGAUCGGCUUGGCAAUGGCUGGUGGUGGGGCUUAUCUUGUUUACAGAUAUAGAUUAAGGUCGUACAUGGAUUCUGAAAUAAGAGCUAUAAUGGCACAGUACAUGCCUCUGGAUAGUCAAGCAGAAGUUCCGAACCAUGUAAGUGAAGAUCGUGCAUGAAGAAGAAAACUCCUAAAUUUUCAUGGAGUUUGAUCACGCAGGGUUGAUCAAUUGGAUUUCAAGCAUGGUUGCUAUGGAUAUAUAAAAUGUAUCGGACAAUAACGAAAUGCACAAUAGAAGUGGCUAUUUGUUCGUUAUAACCGUAACAUGCUGAAAAGAGUUGAGUAGGGGAUCGACAAAGCCAUCAGGCGCAGAUCAUAUAGGAUCUGGUUGUAGCAUCUAAGAAUUUUCUUUCCAGAUUCUAAAUACCAAGUAUCUUUUGCCCCAUAAUUUAUAUGGCAAUUCUGUAAUUCAUUCCUUUAUGCCUUUUAGGUUAGCUGCCUGAACUUUUUCGUCUUACCCUAUUUUUAAGUUAAAAAGGAGGGCUCUAAAGGCGUGGUUCCUUUUUUUUUUUUUUUAAUUUUACUGAUGAUACCAUUUUCCUUUCUGCCAUUCCCACUUGCCCUAAUGCACCUGAAGAAAGAAACACUUAUGCUAGUUUUGGUUUCCCGAAUGAACAUUUAUGGGUUUUUUUUAAUCCAAAUAUCCAUUUCCGAAGUCAGUUGACAGAAGCUGAAGGCUUUUACGUGAAUGAGAGAACAUAUAUCAACAGCCAUUGAUUGAUGCUUCUUUUUAUGUUGGGAGCCUUCAAGGUCUAAGACUUAUAUAAUAUGUGGUAUUCGUGAAAUUGUCCAAAUCUAACCUAUCUGUUUGUGAGUUACAUAUAUGUUGCCCCAGCUUGUUCCUGAUCUUCAAAUAAAGUCUAAAAUUGCCUUCUUCACUUGGAUUAUUGCCAAGCUGCCAUUUCCCUGGUCUCAACUUGUUUGGCUGAGUUACUAACUAAUUGACUCGAUAA
Durio zibethinus is the source of this 2951-nucleotide messenger RNA. Its product is annotated as vacuolar-sorting receptor 3. The record is from RefSeq and is a predicted model, not a curated record. NCBI's taxonomy places the organism in Eukaryota, Viridiplantae, Streptophyta, Magnoliopsida, Malvales, Malvaceae. Gene Ontology annotation, molecular function: calcium ion binding.